Messenger RNA from Theobroma cacao (cacao), 584 nucleotides. Its product is annotated as Calcium-binding EF hand family protein. The record is from RefSeq and is a predicted model, not a curated record. Lineage: Eukaryota; Viridiplantae; Streptophyta; Magnoliopsida; Malvales; Malvaceae. Gene Ontology annotation, molecular function: calcium ion binding.
ACAGAUAGAUAUGCAGAUAAAUAAAUAGAUAGAUAGACAGAGAGAUUAUGUAUCGUUAACCUGUUACUAUCCAAGAUGAGUGUAGCUGUUCUUGAUGGCAAUACGGUGACAGGAUUCAUUGAAGCAAAAGAAGCAUUUGGAAAUUGUGUGGACGAGUACUUCAAGAUGCUUGAUUCCAAUGGAGAUGGUGGGAUUUCACGUGACGAGCUCGAAGAAGGCCUAGGUAGGAUUUUUACCAUGGAACUGGAAUCGAAGACCGAAGAGAAUAUCGAUCGAUUUUAUAGUACGAUUUUCGAGAGGUUCGAUGAGGAUCGCGACGGGAGGAUUGAUUGCAAUGAGUUUGAGUCCCUAAUGAGGGAGAUCAUGCUCGCCAUGGCUCGUGGGAUCGGCGAUUUGUCGAUUAUUGUCGCUCUUGAUCAGGAUAGCUUGCUCAUGAUGGCCGUUAAGCAUGAAUUGGCUGGAACAUGAUGAUAGGAUUGUGACAAAAAAUUAGUAGAGAAAGAGUAUGUUUUAGGAGUUAUAUAUGUAAUCAUCAUUCAUCUGAUACUGAAAUGAUUUUAUUUUUAAUUUAGAGUUUUAAAUUC